UUCGGAGCUUUAAAAGGUUCGUGACUCAGCUUCCGGUGCAGUGAGUGAGUGAGUGUGAGAGAGGGAGAGAGAUAGAGAGAGAGAUCGCUGACUGAAGAUUUCACUGAGAUCCACUGAAAACCCAUCAGAAAAGAAAAUGAGUGGAUUAAAAUGCACAUAUCUGCUACUGGGGAUGUGUUUGGCUAAUGUUUGGGAGCCUUUGAUGGCCACCAACCGGACCUGCUCCCCAGGAUACCGCAUCUCUGCCAACGGGACGUGUCAAGACGUGGUUGAAUGCGAUGACCCGCUGACCAUGAACCUGCGAUGCGGCCACAACACAGACUGUCACAACACUCCCGGAGGCUUCUACUGCACCUGUAAACGAGGCUACAGAGCUCUCUCCGGAGAGACCAACUUCACCCUCAAAACCUACUGCAAAGAUAUCGACGAGUGCGGGGACGAGGAGAGCCGAGUUGAGCUCUGCGGUUUGAACGCCGAGUGCGUUAACGUGCCCGGGAGCUUCUACUGCUCCUGCCACAUCGGUUACGCCUCACUUCCCGCGGGGUCUUCCCCCUCCGGAUUCAACUGCACAGAUAUCGACGAGUGCCAAGACGAAGCUUGCGGUCCCAACGCCCUUUGCCACAACACCCCGGGAGGUUUCCUCUGCCCGUGACGAAGGCUUCGUCUCCGGCACGGGAGAAAUUAGCUUCAGCGACGCAGCAGGCGCUUGCUGCCAAAGUGAAGACGUUUCCUCGCUUCCGUGCGCGUCUCUGCCGUUAGCUAUCGUGCCGGUUGUUGCUGCCCUCGUCUCAUUGCCGUAUAUCGGAAAUUAAAGUUGAUGCUCAGCGCUCAGUUUGCUCAGA
Molecule: messenger RNA, 842 nt
Organism: Callorhinchus milii (elephant shark)
Lineage: Eukaryota; Metazoa; Chordata; Chondrichthyes; Chimaeriformes; Callorhinchidae
Product: adhesion G protein-coupled receptor E1-like
Exons: 5
Coding region: 137-652 (171 amino acids)
Molecular function (GO): calcium ion binding
Source: RefSeq, a predicted model, not a curated record